Molecule: messenger RNA, 2370 nt
Organism: Tribolium castaneum (red flour beetle)
Lineage: Eukaryota; Metazoa; Arthropoda; Insecta; Coleoptera; Tenebrionidae
Gene: sgl
Product: sugarless
Exons: 7
Coding region: 368-1810 (480 amino acids)
Biological process (GO): glycosaminoglycan biosynthetic process
Cellular component (GO): nucleus
Molecular function (GO): UDP-glucose 6-dehydrogenase activity; NAD binding
Source: RefSeq, a predicted model, not a curated record
UGUAUUACUAGACGACAGAUGACGUUUCGUCAGACGUCAUUUCCGUUUUUCUCAUUAUUUAACUUUAUAUUUCCGAGGUUCAAAUUAAAUCAAAAUUCAGUUUUAGAAUGUGUCUGAGUUAAAAGCGAUUCACCUCACCUAUUAUCACACUAGGUAGGGAUAAAAAGCGACGAAUCAAAAGGUUUCGGUGUGUUUGCGUGCGGGAGGUAGAAGAGGUUAUUGUAAACCAACUAAAAAAUUUCUUUAGAUUUGUGUUCUCAGAAUUCAAACUUGUGGACGUGGUUCUUUGAAAAUUAGAAUUGCUAUAAUAUUAAAAAGCACACACAAAGGGGGCUUAAGACAUAAUUAAAUUAAUUUACAGACGACAAUGGUUGUUAAAAAAAUUUGUUGUGUGGGGGCUGGUUACGUCGGUGGCCCAACGUGUAGUGUCAUAGCUUUGAAAUGUCCAGAAAUUCAUGUAACAGUGGUAGAUUUAUCAAAAUCACGAAUUGAUCAAUGGAAUUCGGACAAACUUCCUAUUUACGAGCCGGGUUUGGACGAAAUUGUUAAACAAUGCAGAGGGAGGAAUCUAUUUUUCUCCACCGACAUUGAAACUGCAAUUUUAGAAGCUGACUUAAUAUUUAUUUCAGUGAAUACGCCGACAAAGACCAUUGGAAAUGGGAAGGGCAGGGCCCCUGACUUGAAAUACGUCGAAGGCGCCGCUCGAAUGAUUGCCGAAAUCGCACAAAGCGAUAAAAUCGUCGUCGAAAAAAGCACAGUUCCGGUCCGAGCCGCUGAAAGCAUUCUAAAAAUUUUAAGUGCCAACCAAAAACCGGGAGUUUCUUAUCAGAUUCUCUCAAAUCCGGAAUUUUUAGCCGAAGGCACAGCUAUUAACGAUUUGAUUAAUGCCGACCGUGUUCUAAUCGGUGGUGAAGAAAGUCCUAAAGGAAAAGCAGCAAUUGAAGAAUUGUGCGGUAUUUACGAACAUUGGAUUCCACGAGAAAAAAUUUUCACAACAAAUACUUGGUCAUCGGAAUUAUCCAAACUUGCUGCGAAUGCAAUGUUGGCUCAACGAAUCUCAAGUAUUAAUUCAUUGUCGGCUGUUUGUGAAGCAACCGGUGCUGAUGUUUCCGAAGUUGCGACUGCUGUUGGAUUAGAUUCGAGGAUUGGAUCGAAAUUUUUGCAAGCUUCAAUAGGUUUUGGCGGGAGCUGUUUCCAAAAAGACAUCCUCAAUUUGGUCUACAUUUGCGAAUGUUUGAAUUUACCGGAAGUCGCAGCCUACUGGCAACAAGUCGUCGAUAUGAACGAAUACCAAAAAUCACGUUUCACAGCCAAAGUCAUUCAAUCACUGUUUAAUACAGUGAGUGGUAAAACAGUCACGAUUUUGGGUUUCGCAUUUAAGAAAAAUACUGGAGAUACGAGGGAAACCCCAGCUAUACAUGUGGCUAAAACAUUACUCGACGAAGGCGCUACGUUGAAAAUCUACGACCCUAAAGUCGAAGAAGACCAGAUUUACUACGAUUUGACUCAUCCGGCAGUUUGUGAGUCUCCGGAAACGGUCAAAAAGGCCAUUUCUGUAUACCACGAUGCUUACUCAGCGUGUGAAAAUUCGCAUGCUAUUGUUUUGUGCACAGAGUGGGAUGAAUUCAAGACGCUUGAUUAUCACAAGAUUUACCACGUUAUGAUGAAACCAGCUUAUGUGUUCGAUGGACGAAAAAUUCUAGACCAUCAAACUUUGAUCGAUAUUGGAUUUCACGUACAAACUAUAGGAAAGACUUUGCAAAGGCCACUUUUGACUAGAUUUUGUGGGGGGAAUACCUGCAUGCAUUAGGGGUUUUCCCCGGUUACAUUACUCAGUCUUGCCAAUAGUUGCACAAAAAAUUACAAGACUGAUUGACGGCCGUUUCAUUCAUUUUUUUUAUCAAUUCGAACAACUUUGGUGUUUGGGAACAAAGUACAGUAUUUUAAUUUCGUUAUUUUUCAGUAUUAGGUACCACGAUUUUGAUCAAUUUUUUAUCUACUUUAUUAUAUUUUAAUAAUUUUAUUAGUUUUGGGAACUUAUUUUAUUCUUUUACUAAAUGUUUUGUUGUAUGACAUCACAUAAGCAUAGUAACUGCCACAAUUGUCAGUACGAUGAGCUGAUUAAAGUGCUUAAUACAGUUAUUAAAUUUGAGAAUUUUAAAUAAUUAUAAGGCAAAGUGACAUUAAAUGUUCCUCUUGACUGUUUUAUCAUAGAGUAGUAGAAAAAGUACAUUAACCACCUGAGCCAGUCGCAUGUGAUUGGUUUUCAGGAAAGUACAUAUUCUUUAAAUUUUAAAUAUUUAAUAUAGGCAAUGAUUAUUCCAAAUAAUGUGUAAAGUGCAAUUGCUACAAUAAAUGUUUACGUACUUA